GCUGUUCUGAACAUUCUCCGCUGUGCUGCUGCGGAGGAUUUGGUUUGCCCCGCCCACGAUGGGGUGGACGUGUUGCGCUCGAGCGCUUCCAAGGUUGUGGAGGCCGCAGCACCCCUGCAGCUCGCCGUGAAGGAGCCGGAGGAUUCGUGGGUGUUUGCCAACGCAGAGUACCCUGGCUACGACUGGACUCUGCGAGCCCGGACGCCAUGGACGGAAUUUGCCGAGUUUGCCGACAUAUGCCGCUCCAGAUCCCAGGCACGGUGCGCAAGAACGCCUCGGACUUCGCGGACUACGCUGCCGAGUUCCUCAGAGACAUCGUCAACGUGGACCACGACGACGCCCGUGUCCUGGACAACGGGUUUUGGUUCGCGGCCGCGAAGACCUGGCGACCCUCAUCGAGCAGAUCGGGAAGCAGCUCUACGCCCCUAUCUGGAGCGAACGACGAACCCCACCCAAGCCGCUCAACGACAGCAAAUUCCUGCCCCAGCAGUCGCCGGACGACUGGCCCGCAGCACACCCCUGCCGCAGCUAGAUGGGGAUGCCUGCCGCGGCAAGAUGGUCUUUGCGGACGGCUACAUCGUCGACCUCCAGACUGGAGAGAGGAGGCGGGCCCUUCCGAGCGACAGGAUGAAGCUACGCGCCGCUGCUGAUUCGAAGGCAUGGGAGCCCCAGACGCCCACGCUCCUCUUCGACUACAUCGCGGACUUUCUUGCGCACCGGCAAGCAGGAGAUGGGCAGCUGCAAGGAGGGGCUGCGUGUGCAGAAGUGACGUUCACCAGGGCAGUCACCGCAGAUCCUCGCUACUGCGAGCUGUUGUACAUGUAUGGUCUCGGGAACGCCGGGAAAGAUGUCAUAGGCCUCCUCUUCAUGAGCUUCUUCGGGUUCUCGGACAUUCACUACGGCGUCAUGGCACCAGGUGGCUUCACGCAUCGCAGAGACGGGGAGGCAGCCACUCCCCUGAUGGGAAGGCUGCCCGGCAAGAGAUACUUGUGGCUGAGCGAAGUGCCGGAACACAAGGACCUCAAUGGCGAGUUCCUCAAGCCGUUCUGCGAAGGCGAAAACUUCGGCAGGCCCCGCUUGACUUCCGUCCUGCAGCCACGGAGAGUGCGGCCAUGGCAGACGCUCACCGAGUUUGUCUCUCGUCCACAGCUGCUCACGCAGAAGAAGUGCUCUCAGAUCCGACCGAAGCCGCCUGGUGUGGAGGAGCUCGAGCGGGAGUUCUGCGUGGGCGACUCGGCGUUCGAGGAGGCCCCGAGCGUGGAGAGAUUCGUAGAGCUUCACUGCGUCAAGGUCACCUCGCACGGAGAGGGCUCCAAGUACACAGAGUUCAUUGCCAAGCUUGCUGUCUUCUUGGGGGUGAGCUCGCGGGUGGCGAAGCUGGAGGCGCGGAGGGCCGGCUACACAUCCCACCGAGGCGCCCAGAGGAUCGUCAUCUCAUCACAUGGAGCGUGGAAGCUCAAGCCUGAGCGCUCGCAGGGCUGA
Messenger RNA from Symbiodinium pilosum, 1482 nucleotides. The record is from the annotation of a GenBank genome assembly. Lineage: Eukaryota; Dinophyceae; Suessiales; Symbiodiniaceae.